CACAUCUUGAUCAAAGCGACGAUCGGCGACAAUUUUAAAAGAUCCUCUUCCAGUCUCUUGCUCGACCACUCUAGUCCUGCAGAGAUUAAUGAUGGUCUCUAAACGACCGUUAGACGUCUAUGAAAGCCCUUCAGCAUCACCCCGUGGUCCCAAACGUCGACAACUAUCGCGUUCUUUACCGCCGUCCUCGCCCUUUACCUCAGCUUCUUCAUUGUAUGCGACACCCAGAACGCCUUCUAGUCUCAGAAAUUGGAAAGUGCCCUUUGACUCCCCCACCAACCCAUUUGGUCGCGCUCGGCGGCUGACAACAAGCACCACACUUCCCCGCCCUUCUUCCUAUGCGAAGCACUUGCCACUCCGCUUCCAGCUGAUCCGCCCGGAGGGUGAUGGCAGAAGCCACGCAAACAAAGAUGGGGUCUACAGAGUUGUUCAAGUCCCUCUGACUUACACACUCGGUCACCUGCGGAAGCUUAUCAAGUUUGUCUUCCAGCCAGCAAAGGAAAGCGAGAUGGGCGGAUCAUACCGUUUUCGACGUGCCGCACGGCACGCCAGUAUCCCACUACAUGCAAGUCACCCUGUGUCCUCUUCGUCCAAGGGUAAACAACCAGCUCCGGACUUCGGUCCCGAGCCAGGACAUUUGUUCGAGGUGCAAAACGAUAUAGAAAUUUCGCGUUCUGGGGAGAUAACAAGCGGGAAGACAACGGUCAAAGCGUCUACCGCGAGAGACCCGUACCACUAUCCUGGCAAUGGCUCAGAGGAGGACUUCAAGCUUUCGCAGCUCUGGGCUCCGGGCGGAGACCUAGAGAAAGGUAUCAUAUAUCAUCACGACUCUACGACUCAAAUUCACAUAACGUUAAACACGAAGAAGAUCCCAGGUCGCAAGGGCACCUAUUCGGACCGUCAUCGGCAACAGUCUUCCAUAAUCCUUACUGGCAUUGAAGUAACCCGGUGGAAUGGUAUAUUGGCGUUUGAGAAAUUCUUGAAGGCCGAGGAAGAGCAGGAGCGCCUAGAACGUGGCGUGGGGGAAGAGGAUGUUGAUGCAGAAGGGGAAGUUGACCCUGAUAUCCUAUCACCCCAUUCCCCGCCUCGCCAUCAACGAAACGCCGUGUGUGACUACGCAAAUAAACGAAUGCUCGAGUUGACGAAGAAGGUGAGCAAAACUCCGAAUGACUGGGAUGCCGGGGAUGACAAGAGGGAAGAAGAGUUCGAUGAGCUUGACGAUGAUGAAGAUCCUGCAGCGGAAGAAAAACCAAGUGACUGGGAUCCUUUCGGGCCUGACGAAGCUGAAAUAUGAGGUAUUGUUCACGUCACGGUCGAUUAGCUUAUACAUAUGAGCGAUAUACUAUAUAAUCUGGCAUAUCUUCUGUUCACACUAGUAACAUCACAACGAUUCUGACGUGUGUCAAUAUGUACAAUGGCAUUCUUAACAAGUUC
Messenger RNA from Suillus subalutaceus, 1434 nucleotides. RefSeq lists its product as uncharacterized. Bases 89 to 1294 code for a protein of 401 amino acids. The record is from RefSeq and is a predicted model, not a curated record. NCBI's taxonomy places the organism in Eukaryota, Fungi, Basidiomycota, Agaricomycetes, Boletales, Suillaceae. The transcript is spliced from 5 exons.